GAACGGCGGAUGGAGCAACUGCGUCCACCUCGGCGCCGGGCCUGAGCGGCAACCACAUGACCAGCAGCUGGUGGUGGUAAGGUCCCAAUCACCUGCCCGAAUUUGUAAUCAUGCGGUCUUACUCACAACCUCUUAUCGGAUUCCCAUCUCAACAACACAGUGGUGGACAUACAAAUAGGUGUUCAACUAGCAUUCAGUGUAUGUUUGUACAAAGCUAACUUUACUAAUAAUUCAAUUAGCUAACUAUUUAAUAACUGCCAAGAUGAGAAAGUUUCAGAGCUUACAAUAAUGCUAUGAUGCUUAUAGGAAUAAGUAGUUGAUUAUAAGGUAUUUCAUGGCUUUGGGUCGUUAGAAGAGUUUAUGUAAGCAUCAAUAACCAGCCAUUAUAUCAGCUAGGUCGAAGAACUCUUAUCGUAGGGCUAUUGUCAUAGAUACCACUUAGAACCACUGCACACAAUCUUUCGCUAUAAUAGUUUAUUUUAUUCAACUAAAUGAAAUAAAUUAAAAAGCGAUUUGGUCUAGGCUCGUGCCAAUUUCGGCAAUUGAUUCGCUUUGAUAGCUUCGAUGUUAUUAAUUGAACUGAUUAGAUGGGAUCUCGAGUCGAAUCGGAAAGCAGUUGAUGGCGCGGAGUAGAAAACCCAGUCCGCUUCGGCCCAACGUGGUCAACUCAGGCGCUCAGUUGUUGCUCGCACUCGCGAUCGCCCGGUUGACAGUUUCAGGGCCCUCCGUCAUUUCCACUAUGGCAACCAAUUUUCCGCCCAGUUGUGCGCAGUAAUCCCCGGGGAAAAUCGCUGGAAAACGCUUAUCGCUUCCUUGACUUCACGUUAAAGUGAACGAAGAAAGAGGUGUUUUUUAUUGGAAACACUCCAGCAGCGUAAUGCAUUUCUGAUUACCAGUUUCGCUGAUAAAACACUUUCUCUUUUACGGCUGACACAUUGUUGGUCUCAUAUUUUGUUGGCUCAUCGAUGAAAAGUGCGUGGGCGUGUUAUUUUUAAAAGCAACAAUUUCUUGUGUUGUGAAAACAAAACUAACCUUGGUCCCUUUUCGUUGGCCAAAAGCAAUGCGGUCUGACUGCAUUCCAUGAGCCCAAGUGUACGAGACCGCAUUUGUUGGACCCAAAAAGUGGAGUCACUGUUACUCGCAGCAUGGCGUUGUCUGACAUUGAUUUGGCCACCUUGCACGAGCAUCGCUUGGAGCAGCGCUGGCACUACGGAUUGCCCAAUAGCCACCACAUAUACCAUCACGGAUACCAGGACGGAUUCAGUGCCAUGACACGGCUCUGUCUGGAGCGCAAUCUGCAAAGGAAGGUGCAGCCGGACCUUAACGGAAACUGUCUGCAACGGGGACGAGCCCGAGAGAAUGUCAAUGCCAUGGAUUCGUCGUCAGGUGGGCAACGCAGACGAUCCGGCACCUGGCCGCGAACUCGCAGCUUGAACGCACCGUCGCCGGUCCAGCAGUUCGGACCAUGUGGACGCAUCAUGAAAAACUCCGCCAUGGUGAUGCAGAUCCAGGAUCCGGCCAGUCAGCGUCUCACCUGGUACAAGCCACCACUCACCGUCCUGGUGAUCAAGAAGGUCAGCGAUGCCUCGGUGCUGGCGCCGUUCGUCUACCUGGUGGACUGGCUGCUGCAGGAGAAGAACAUGGUCGUUUGGGUGGAGUCAGCCGUGCUGGAGGAUGCCCAGCUCAACGAAAAUGUCCGAUUCAAGGCCAUUCGGGAUAAGCUGGUGACGUUCAAAGAUGGCCGUGAUGACCUGACCGACCGCAUAGACUUUAUAGUUUGCCUGGGUGGCGAUGGAACACUGCUGUAUGCUUCCCUGCUCUUCCAGCAAUCUGUGCCUCCCGUGAUGGCCUUCCACUUGGGCUCCCUGGGCUUCCUCACACCCUUCCGCUUCGACAACUUCGAGGAGCAGCUCACCAGCGUCCUGGAGGGUCACGCUGCCCUAACGCUCCGCAGUCGCUUGCGCUGUGUUAUGCAUCGCAGGAGCGAUCGAAAACACGAGGCAAAAACUCUGGAGGCAGAUCCAGAUGGAGAUGCGCGACCUGCAGCCAACAGCAUACUGGUGCUCAACGAAGUGGUCAUUGAUCGAGGUCCCUCGCCCUAUCUGAGCAAUAUUGAUUUGUUUCUGGACGGAAAGUACAUCACGUCGGUGCAGGGCGAUGGUCUCAUCGUUUCGACGCCCACGGGAAGCACGGCAUAUGCGGCGGCGGCCGGUGCGUCCAUGAUUCAUCCCUCCGUGCCGGCAAUUAUGGUGACUCCCAUCUGCCCGCAUUCGCUCAGCUUCCGACCCAUUGUGGUGCCAGCAGGAGUGGAGCUGAAGAUAUCAGUAUCCCCCGAGAGCCGCAACACAUCGUGGGUUAGCUUCGAUGGACGCAACAGGCAGGAGCUCUUCCAUGGUGACAGCCUCCGUGUGACCACCUCCAUUUAUCCCGUGCCAUGCAUCUGCGCCCAGGAUCAGAUAUCCGACUGGUUCGCCUCCCUUGCCGACGGACUGCACUGGAAUGUGCGUAAGCGACAGAAGUGCCUGGACGAGCUGUCGGAUCUCACGGCAUCCGGAUCGGAGGACACGCUGGACGAGAUCGAGAACAUGAAAUUGUAUGAUGUGUAGUGCGUAAGUCCCUGUUGCUAAUAGAAACGGUAGGUUAGGGCUUUUAGUGGUAGCUAUAGUGCUUCGCCCUUUGCUUAGUGUGUAAUUUUUGUAGUAUUUUCCAAGUAUCUAUUGCGAAACGAAUUGUUUACUAUUUGUACUGUUUAAAACGCCAGUGCUCUUGCAAUAUUGUACAUUUCAGCUAGUUAAAUAUAAGUGCAGGCAAACUGUAAUCAAAAUCUUUGGCGAGCAUUGCCGAACGAAUCUCAAAUCUUUGAGAAUGAACUUCUAAAAGUCCCACUUUUAAAAAGAUAAGCAAUUGAAUUAUAUUACUUAAUAAAAUAAUACCUGUAAAUUCA
Messenger RNA from Drosophila erecta, 2944 nucleotides. It is a transcript of the gene Nadk1b, whose product is annotated as NAD kinase. Gene Ontology annotation, biological process: NAD+ metabolic process; NADP+ biosynthetic process. The record is from RefSeq and is a predicted model, not a curated record. Bases 1146 to 2606 code for a protein of 486 amino acids. NCBI's taxonomy places the organism in Eukaryota, Metazoa, Arthropoda, Insecta, Diptera, Drosophilidae. The transcript has 4 exons. Gene Ontology annotation, molecular function: NAD+ kinase activity.